Molecule: messenger RNA, 870 nt
Organism: Micromonas commoda
Lineage: Eukaryota; Viridiplantae; Chlorophyta; Mamiellophyceae; Mamiellales; Mamiellaceae
Exons: 1
Coding region: 1-870 (289 amino acids)
Biological process (GO): rRNA processing
Cellular component (GO): nucleolus; Mpp10 complex; small-subunit processome
Molecular function (GO): snoRNA binding; rRNA primary transcript binding
Source: RefSeq, a predicted model, not a curated record
AUGAUCCGCCGCACCAACCGCCUGCGUAGGGAGUUCAUCUACCGCAAGUCGCUGGAAGGGAAGGAGCGCGAGCUCUACGAGAAGAAGCGCAAGAUUCGCCAGUGCCUCGAGGAGGGCAAGGCGAUUCCGAACGAGUUGAGGAACAGCGAGGCCGAGCUUCGCAAGGAGCUGGCGCUGGAAGACGUGGAGACAGCGACGAACGGCGCGGUGGCGGACGACGAGUACAAGAACGCGAACCUCAGGGACCCCAAGGUGCUCGUCACCACCUCGCGCGAUCCCUCCAGCAGGCUCACGCAGUUCGUGAAGGAGGUCAAGCUGCUCAUGCCCACCGCUCAGAGGAUCAAUCGCGGCGCGCAGGUGCUCCCCGACCUGGUGGAGCUCUGCCGCAGCAACGACUUCACCGACCUCGUCGUGGUGCACGAGCACAGGGGCGAACCCGACGGCAUGGUCAUAUCGCACAUGCCCUUCGGCCCGACGGCGUACUUUGGCAUCUCCAGCACGGUGAUGAGGCACGACAUCAAGGACGAGGACAUCGGCACGGUGUCCGAGGCCAACCCGCACUUGAUCCUGGAGAACUUCACGACCGCGCUCGGUAAGCGGACGGCGAACAUCUUGAAGCACCUGUUCGCGCCGCCCAAGGGGAAGAGCAAGCGGGUCAUCACCUUCGCGAACAACGCGGAUUGGAUCUCGCUCAGGCACCACACGUACGAGAUGCCGAAGGGUCCGAAGAGCGUCCAGCUCACGGAGGUUGGACCGAGGUUCGAGAUGAAACUGUACCAGAUCAAGCUCGGGACGAUCGACGCGGAGGACGCGGACGUGGAGUGGGCGCUGAGGCCGUUCAUGCGGUCGGCGAAGAAGAAGCGGCUGUGA